GCCCGGAGCCCAGCGGGCGCGAGUGCAGGACGGACGCCGCGGAGCCCAGAGCCGAAGCCGGAGCCCCACGGCGCAGCAGCUCAAGGUGCUUUCGGGCGAUGAUGACAGAGCUGAGUAAUUCCAGCCGAGACCUUGGGGGAUGCAAAGCCGAAAACAUUUGCUACCAGGCUCUCUCCUGGGAAAGUUGGCCAGCUCCUGCUAUAUGCUCCUGUUCACCAGUGGUCCUAAGAGGCAGAUGCGGCUCCCCUUAACCCCUGGCUCUUGGGUGGGAACGUCCACCAGCUAUGGAGAAGGAUGCGGCCACACCUCAACCUGAUCCCUCCUGCAUAAAACCAAAGCCACCUCCAGAUUCAGGCUCCAGUGCCUCCACCUCUAUGCAGAACCUGGAGAGUAGAGACCUGCUCCAGUCCCUGGAGGAAGCUGGGUCUGCAGGCAGUGAUUUGAGGACUGGAAUUUGAACCAGAAACUUUCUCCUUUUGCUCUUCUUCGUCCAUACUCAUGCCCAAUACCUCCCAGGAGACUGCUUUAUUUAUUUCUAGAAUAACAGUAUUGCGGUAGUCAUUGUCACCUCCCCACGUCUGGACAUUUUCUUUGGGCUCCGUUGCGAGCCUAGAGCCCAGCGGUUGAUGUAAUUGACACACUGGGAAGCUGGGCGAGAAGUGGCCAGGGGCCGUGGGCGGAGGAAGGAGCCGGAGGGUCCCAGGAUGGUACCUAACGGCACAGCCUCCUCCUUUUGUCUGGACUCUCCCCCGUGCAGGAUCACUGUCAGCGUGGUCCUCACCAUCCUCAUCCUCAUCACCAUUGCCGGCAACGUGGUGGUCUGCCUGGCUGUGGGCCUGACCCGCCGGCUCCGCAGUCUGACCAACUGCUUCAUUGUGUCUUUGGCUAUCACCGAUCUGCUCCUCGGCCUCCUGGUGCUGCCCUUCUCGGCCUUCUACCAGCUCUCCUGCCAGUGGAGCUUCGGCAAGGUCUUCUGCAAUAUCUACACCAGCUUGGACGUGAUGCUCUGCACGGCCUCCAUCCUCAACCUCUUCAUGAUCAGCCUCGACCGGUACUGCGCAGUCACGGACCCCCUGCGCUACCCUGUGCUGGUCACCCCUGUCCGGGUUGCUGUCUCUCUUGUCUUAAUUUGGGUCAUCUCCAUCACCCUGUCCUUCCUGUCCAUCCAUCUGGGGUGGAACAGCGAGAAUAAGAACAGCAGUUUCAAUCACACCAUCCCCAAGUGCAAAGUGCAGGUCAACUUGGUGUACGGCUUGGUGGAUGGGCUGGUCACCUUCUACCUGCCGCUGCUGGUCAUGUGCGUCACCUACUACCGCAUCUUCAAGAUUGCCCGGGAUCAGGCCAAGCGGAUCCAUCACAUGGGCUCCUGGAAGGUGGCCACCGUCGGGGAGCACAAAGCCACAGUGACACUGGCUGCCGUGAUGGGAGCCUUCAUCAUCUGCUGGUUCCCCUACUUUACCGUGUUUGUUUACCGGGGGCUGAUAGGGGAUGAUGCCAUCAACGAGGCCAUUGAAGCCGUUGUUCUGUGGCUGGGCUAUGCCAACUCGGCGCUGAACCCUAUCCUGUAUGCCACGCUGAACAGAGACUUCCGCACGGCAUACCAGCAGCUGUUCCGCUGCAGGCCUGCGGGCCACGGGGUCCCGGAGACCAGCCGGAGGUUUGGCAGCUCUCAGCUGGCCAGGAGUCAAAGCCAAGAAGUCGUGCGGCAGGAAGAGAAGCCCCUGAGGCUCCAGGUGUGGAGUGGGACAGAGAUCACAGCCCCGCGGGGAGCCACAGACAGGAAGCCCGCGCUCUCCAGUACGCUGUGCUCCGGCAACCUUCUAAGCUGCUGCAAGAGUCUGUGGGGGCGUAGGUUCCUCCAGAGACACAUGAGAGGCCCCUCAGAGGAGCAGCCAGGAGAGACGCUGUCCAAAGAGCCACUGAGGACACCACCCCAGGAAGCGGGGAGGACUCUGCCCUCCGAGGCUGUGUAGACCCAGCCCAGGACACACAAGAUACUGCUUCUGGUCACCAAGAUUGGACUCCUGGAGCCAUUAAGGACCCAGAAACCCCCAGAGCCACCAAGGAGGCACCCUAGCCUGAGUCUAGGGACUCCUGGAGCACACAGCAGGGUGCUGGUGUCCUCAGGUCUAUGCAGAGCAGCUCGGCCGGUGCUCAGCAUUCCCAGCAGAUGUUCAGAACUCUCCUGGGCAUGGGUCCGCUGAAUCCCAUGGGUUCAAAGCUCACGUUGGGGCUGGCCCCAAGUCUCGAGCCAAGAUGGCUGGUAUGGGGGGGAUGUGUGCACAGGUGUGUGCGUGGAUUUGGCCAUGCAGGAACACGCAGGCCCUCUGAGCGCAGCAGGGGUGUCACCAUAAAGAGUUAGCCUGUCACUCCCUCACAGGUUCUAUGGGAUGAAGGAAAGGCAAGGGAAAGGAAGAGAAGGGAAGAAAAGAAAGGAAAUUUGCCUUCACUGAGCACCUGCCGUGUGCUAAGCACUUCAACUGCAGGAGCUCACGUAAUCCUUUGAACCUGUGGCAAGAAUCACCAACCUACUUUACAGAGGUAGAAACUGAGUGUCCAGGAAGACUGGGGUCCACCCCAGGUUGAGUUCAGCUAACACGCAUGCCUGGCUCCUCGGAGGCCCUCAAAAGAUAGUUGUUGAAGGAACAAAGGAAUGGGAGCGUGGGCAAAAAGCCAGGCCUCAAGCCCGCAUCCUUGACCUGACAUUGCACUGCUGCUGAGGAGAGAGCAAGGUGUUGGCUUGACUCAGCCCACCCUUCUCUUAGCGGGGCUCCGACCUGGGGCCUGAGGGGUCCCUUCAUGCUGCAGCACUGGCCCUCUCUGGUGCUUUCCAUCAACAAGAAGGGGUGUGGAGCAGAGCCAACAGCAGGGGCAGGUUUGGGGGGGGGCAGGUAGUGAGUCAGAGGGAGAGCUUGCAUUGGGGGGUGGGGAGUUGACCACCCAGUGUCCUCUGCUGGAUGUGUGACCUUGGGUGGAUCAGUAGUGAUCUCUCUGAGCAGCUCUUGACUCCCACCCAAGAGGGUAAGAUCCCCUUUGCUAUUCACAGGGUUGUUGAAGAGACCCAAGGCGAUGGGGGUGGUGCCACCCAGAGGAACGGGGUGUGCUUGGACUCUCCCCGAUAACCACGGCCCCUCCCCGAGCCCACUCCUCCCUUGGUUCCACGAACCCCCGGUGGUGUCCCCCUUUGUGCGCACCCAGGCCUUCUGGGCCAGCUGGCGGCUGUCCUCUCUCCCGCUGUCCGGUGUGCCUGUCCCACGAGCCUUCUCUUCUCACUCUUCUCAUUCACUUCUGUCCCACUGUGGCCUCGUGUGUACCCUCGUAACCGAAGUCACCAGGAGAUUUACCUGUGACGAAAUAACUCACAGGUUUGUGCCCGGAGCCCAGGCUUCCCCUGGGAACUUUCCACGCCCAGCCGCAUGCCCGACCCCUCUGCCUGGUGUUUCGAAGGCGCCUCUCUUCCAGCCUGUCCGCAACCACACUCUGACCUUCUCCCUACACUUGUUCCUCUGCCAGCUUCCCUGUCUCACACAGAAGGCUGCCGCCGGCUUUGCAGCCUGAGGGUCAGCUCCUCAUGGUCCAUUUUCUCGCGUCCCAGCUGCACAGGUCCCAACUGGCUGCUUGAUUCUCUCUUCCUGCCCUGUCCACACUCAGCCCCACUGCCAUCCCUUGGUCAGGACAACUGAGAUAGCUUCCUGACAGCUCUCCGCGUUCCCCACUGGCCUCUGCCCAGCCCACCCCCCACCCCCACCCAACAGCCACAGCAGGCUAAGCAAAAUGCUGCUGUGGUCACAUGUGGCAUGCAGGUGACCACCUUUCUCCUGGGCCACCAGCUCUGCGUGCUCAGGCCUCACGUGGCCCUCCGGCCUCCUCCAGCCACACUGCCCUCUGUCUCUCUGCCCUGAUCCUCCUGGCUUCUCCUUUCUGUUUGUUUAUCCUCCUGCUCCUACCCAAUGUAGGGCCAUGCACAGAGCUGUUUCCAUGACGUGGAAUGCUUUUCCCACCCAUCUGGCCAUGAGAGCUUAACUGAAAUACCACUUCUUAAGGAAGUCUUCCUUGACCCACCCCAUUAGGUCAGGCCUCCCCCGCCCCGACACACACACACACCACAACGGGCCUCAGAAGCCACUGUGUGUUUGUGAUUUACAGUCAUCUGUGUGGUUCCCUCCCCUUUGUCUGUCUCCCCUACUCAGGAGGCCAUGGGCCUUACCUAUUUCUGCUGACCUUUGUAUAUCCAGCCCCUAGAAGGGUGUUUGGCACAUAGCAAGGGCUUUAAGCAAGGGCUUUGGCAGUUUAUCUGCCAAAACACCUGAAGGCAUGAUUUGCCCCAUGACCCUCAGAGGUGCUCAAUCUCUUGGCUGGGUUCCUUCUAGAAGCCCCAGAAUCCCUUCCCUGAGGCAGGUGGGUCUCUAAGUCACAGCCAAGGAAUUGGAGGCUUAAGAUGUGGUCUGGCUAGUGGCAGCCUCAUCUGGUUGGGGCUCCGGCCCAGCGUGUGCCCACGAACCUUGCCCCCGGCAUGGCAGGGGCCUCCUUUACGUCUGGGCUGAGCUUCCCCCACCCUUCUGGAGGUUCUGUGGAGCCUCUGCUGGCUGCAGAAGUGGGGUACAUGCUGUCUAGAGGAGGGCAGCUUCUGCUGUGGGCCCCCAAACCCAUGUUCUGCGUUACCAUCAUGUUCCAAUAAAGCGAUCAAAACAGA
This is a messenger RNA of Neogale vison (American mink), 4693 nucleotides long. RefSeq names its product histamine receptor H2 (gene HRH2). NCBI's taxonomy places the organism in Eukaryota, Metazoa, Chordata, Mammalia, Carnivora, Mustelidae. The record is from RefSeq and is a predicted model, not a curated record. Bases 705 to 1973 code for a protein of 422 amino acids. Gene Ontology annotation, biological process: chemical synaptic transmission; gastric acid secretion; G protein-coupled receptor signaling pathway, coupled to cyclic nucleotide second messenger. Gene Ontology annotation, molecular function: histamine receptor activity; G protein-coupled serotonin receptor activity; neurotransmitter receptor activity. The transcript has 4 exons. Gene Ontology annotation, cellular component: dendrite; membrane.